AUGGAAGAUUACGAGUACGACGAUUUCGAAGCUGGCAACGAGACAAUCGCGGUUGGCGAACAUGUCUAUGAUGAAGCUGCUCUGUUGCGACAACAGGAGGCGUUGAUGGAGGCAGCUAGAAAGGCGGCGUAUGUUCCCGAGGCCAUUAAGGAAUUCAUUCUUUACUUCCAAAAGUGUUUACAUGAGAAGAAUGUUUAUGAGUUACUGUCGUGUUACGACAACUCGUUCCGCAAGCUUACUGAGAAGUUCUACAAGAACCUUCCUUGGCCAUCGCCCGAAUUGGCAGUGGCUCCUAUUGUCAACAACGACCAAACAUUCCUGUUAUUCUACAAGGAACUGUAUUACCGUCAUUUAUAUGCCAAGGGACAACCUACUAUCGAACAGAGACUCGAUUCGUACCACAACUACUGUACAUUAUUUGAUUUCAUUAUCAAUUCGGAGACUCCUACUGAUAUUGAACUGCCCACUCAAUGGUGUUGGGACAUGAUUGACGAGUUCAUCUACCAGUUCAACUCGUUCUCGAUUUUCCGAUCCAGACUCAUUAAAAAGGGUAAUGCUUCUCAAGCGGAUUUGGAGCUGUUGGAGAAGAACGUGGGUGUAUGGGGAGCAUAUCCCGUUCUCAAUGUUCUUUACUCGCUUGCUGGUAAAGCCAACAUCACUGCUCAAUUAAAAGCCACUAAGAACGGCCAAGAUGCUACUCAAGUGGCAGGUCCUUUUGGAUCCAAACCUCUUUACAACACCCUGGGUUACUUCAGUUUAAUUGGAUUACUACGUGUUCACACUCUUUUGGGAGAUUACGCACUUGCUCUUAAGACUCUUGAAGACGUCCAAUUGAAUAAACGGGCACUUUUGUCUCGUGUCACUGGUGCUCAUUACACCACUUACUACUAUGUUGGAUUCUGUUACUUGAUGCUUAGACGAUAUGCUGACGCUAUUAAAUCGUUUUCGCACAUUCUUGUGUUCAUUUCCCGUACUAAGAACAUCAACCGUAACGCUCAAUUCGACAAUGUCAACAAGAAGUCGGACCAGAUGUACGCACUUCUGGCCAUCUGUGUUGCUCUGUGUCCCACCAGAUUAGACGAUAUUAUUCACACUGGCAUGCGUGAGAAGUACGGAGAGCAACUUUCCAAGAUGAACCGCGGUGGUCCCGAUGCUCUCAAGACUUUUGAAGAGUUGUUUGUAUUUGCUGCUCCCAAGUUCAUUUCUCCUACCCCUCCUGACUUUGAACACCCCGAGUACAAUGUCGAGCCUCUUCAACACCAUCUCAAGAUCUUCCUUGAGACCGUCAAGACCGCUAAUCUCGGCUACACCCUGAAAAACUACCUUAACCUGUAUGCUACCAUGGACAUCCGCAAGCUUUCUGGGUUCCUUGAGACCGAUGUCGAGCUGCUACGAAGUGCUCUUGUGUCGUUCAAGAUCAAGAACAAGCAAACCAAGUGGACUGAGGGUGCUCUUCUGGAUGGCGAAAGUGUCAACGUGUCUGAAAUCGACAUCGCCCUUGACAACGAUCUCAUCCACAUCGCCGAGUCUAAAGACGGCCGCAAGUUCGCCGAUUGGUUCAUCCGCAACACCCUCAAGAACUACACUGCCCAAGAGUUCAUUGCCAACCCCGACAGCAAACAAGACCAGCAGCACGACAAGUCCAAGAAACAACACAACCGGCCCAAAAAAGACACCAACAACACCAAAAAGGACUCCACCCCCGCUCCUUCUACCUCCUCGUCUGCUCCUGUAGCUGCUAAAUAG
This is a messenger RNA of Sugiyamaella lignohabitans, 1746 nucleotides long. RefSeq lists its product as uncharacterized. The record is from RefSeq and is a predicted model, not a curated record. Gene Ontology annotation, molecular function: translation initiation factor activity; protein binding. Gene Ontology annotation, biological process: translational initiation. The transcript has a single exon. Lineage: Eukaryota; Fungi; Ascomycota; Dipodascomycetes; Dipodascales; Trichomonascaceae. Gene Ontology annotation, cellular component: eukaryotic translation initiation factor 3 complex; cytoplasm. The coding region runs from base 1 to 1746 and encodes 581 amino acids.